Gadus chalcogrammus (walleye pollock) is the source of this 3170-nucleotide messenger RNA. RefSeq names its product interactor of HORMAD1 protein 1. The record is from RefSeq and is a predicted model, not a curated record. The transcript has 7 exons. Gene Ontology annotation, cellular component: condensed nuclear chromosome. Gene Ontology annotation, biological process: homologous chromosome pairing at meiosis; meiotic DNA double-strand break formation; DNA recombination. The coding region runs from base 438 to 1787 and encodes 449 amino acids. Lineage: Eukaryota; Metazoa; Chordata; Actinopteri; Gadiformes; Gadidae.
GUUUUCUCGAUUCCCUCACAUGUCUUGUACAUGUGAAGUGUUGACAAUAAAGCUGACUUUGACUUUUGACUUUGAUAUCCGGUGUUAUCAUAUGUAGUACACGUCUAACCUGGUCCGCUGUAACGGUCCUCGUCUCGCGAGCCGCGGACUCUCUAAGGGCGGGAUACUUAAACUGUCUGUUAUUCAGCUGGUCAUAUUUAGAUACCUCUAUUUACGGACCUUGGUAACAUAGACACCGAACCCCUUCUUUGUUUAAUUUGACGGACUUGAAUUUGCUUUGCUGUAGCAGGUGGAUUAGAGCCAUUACUACAACUAGCUUCUAAUUCCAGUUAUUUCCUCCACAAUCAAUAUUUACGCGAUACAGACUAGUUAGUGCACCGCGACCAGGUGCCCCGUGAAGCUAGCUCACUAGCCUACCUGGUUGUUAAACAGCUUCAAUGAAUCCCAACGUGUGGAACGUCAAGGACAUCUUGAGCAUCCCGACUGCAAGCAGUCGGACCAGAAUCGCCAGCAGCAAUGCAGCCACCAGCGGCUACUCCAGUCUAUCUGAUUCCCAGUAUGGGUUUGGCUCCCAGUUCUGGCCAGAGAACUCCCAGGGCAUGUCCCAGGAGAUGAGCUUCACAUCAAGAAACUCUCAACAGAGCUCCCAAGAGGGGAAUGAGCAAAAGAUCUCAAGUAAUUACCACACUAAACCGUUCCUGUUCGGAGGCGAGGGGAAGGACAAGGGCAUCAAACCUCUAGGUUUACUGGAGAAGUUUGAAGAAGACAAGAGAAAAGCAAAAGAGAAAAAUGAAAGUGAUAUGUUGUUCAAGGUAUCCCUAAGUUUUCGAGAAAUGCUCAACAAUAUUCAACACUCCAUCUUUGGCACAGAAAAAGAUGUAGCAGUGUGCAAAACGAUUCUGGAGGGAUUCGACAAAUUUGCUGUGACAGUGCAGCAAAGUCAAUCGAGCCUCUGCGAUGGUGUUUCACAUCAUUUUGAGACCAUGCUAAAAGAACUGAUCUCUCAGAAACAGAUGCUAUCAAACAUUGAGGGCAAGUUAUUGGAGACUGGAUUAGCCACCAGGGAACUAGGCUCAUAUGUGCAUGGCUUGGAGAAAGGUCUAGAAGCUCUGAAACAGGAUCAUGUAAGAGGAAAUCACCAUCUGGAAGAGGCAGUGCAGCUGCUCAGCACCUUAGUCUCCAACCACUCAGCCAGAAAGAGCUGUGGUGGUGUAGCAGACAGUGCUAUUCAGACCUCACCCGGACUGGGGCAGCCAUCUCUCAAAGUGCAGCCGGACAGCCUGCCCGAGGGCACGGGGCCUCUGUGCUGCCAGCCUGAGAGCACUCAGCCGUCUGACGUGUCCUCGUGGAACCCCAGGUCCACCGCGGGGCCGAGGAAACCCCCUCGAAGAGCCCCCAGGAGGAGGCAGCUGAGGAGACCGCUGGGGAUACCGAAGGGCAGGAAGAGGACCAUCUGGGACGAAAACAGCCAGCCUCCCGUCAACAGCAUUAAAGAAGAGACUUUAUCACCGCUCAAGAAGAUUUGCAAAGAGGCUGCCACAGCCCGCUGCCAAGGAGUUCCAGUUUUCCACCCUAAUGGAGGCGGUAGAUCUAAUAAAGGUCUAAAAGCUUUUGUAGCCCCGUUCAGCCCCUGUUCUGAGGACAGCAGCAGUUCUGUCUGUGUUGCAGGGAUUGAGAUCACCCUCAAACCAGCUGAGCCAGAAGGAGAAAUGCCUGAGAAAGAGAGAGGGCUCUGGCAGUUGUUUGAUAUGCAUUGUGAGUCAGACUUCAUUGUUUUAGAAGAGUGAUCGUGGCUGGAAAAGCAGCUGUUUUUCGGAUAUUAAAAAGAUGUUAGACUCACUACAUUAGCUCUUUCAGUGUGUUGUGAUCUUUUCAUUAUAGCAAUAAACUUCUCUUCAUACUAAAAUUCAUUGCCUACAGUUUACUAUGGUAUUUAAAAAAGAAGUACAUCUCUAGUAUUUGCAGAUUGUCAGACAACUAAUCGUCAAUUGGUUUCUAGCACACAGUGAAUAUUUCAUAUUUCUUUUAGUUUCAAAUAUUGUGUAUACAAUAAAUUUAAAUAUACAUUGCUUUGGAUAAUAAUAAGACCAUAUCAUGAGUUGGAAAAAACAAAUUAGGAGCACUCACUAAUGUCUGACUGCAUGAAUGGAUUUAAUUUGCAUUAGUGCACUAGAAUACCUAGGAGCAGCAGCACUACCUACAAUAUCAAUAUCGUGUUAAUGUUCAAUUAGCUGCUAGUAUUAUAGAUGCACCAUUUUUUUUUUUUUUUUAAUGACAUGUUUUUAGAUGCAUGAAAAUACUCACAAAUGACUAAAUCUGUAAACACAUUUUUAUUGAUAAACUUAAUUUAAAUGAAUUAACUUAAUUGAUAAACAAUGGACAUUCAUUGUUUAAAUUUGAUUACUACACAGCCAUCUACUCGGAUCAGUCAAAAAUCAUGAUGGGCUAUUAUUAGGUAUUUGAUGCAAAUAAUGUAUUGAGUGCUUAUUAUUAUUACUGAAUAUCAUUUCAGGUUAUUUAUUGUAGUACAUAUUAAAUGUCUUAUGAACAAAAGAAGCAAACAAAAUAUAUCUCAACAAUUACUUGAAUGAAAUAAACAGUUCACCUUAAAAUGAGAGAGAAAUAAUGCUCAACCCUCUGCAAUAGGGUUCAUAUGUCUUUCUUAAGGCACCUUUAAAAAUGUUUAUAUUUUAGGGGGAACUAUUGUAAGUGCAGAUAUGUUUUCAUGCUGCCCUUAUUUUGGCCCAGGAGAGAAGUCUUCCCACUUUGUGAUAAGGUAUGCUAGUUGCAUCCACACUCCUAUGUCUGGGGAGGUUCCAUUCAAAUGUCCAGUAUUCCUUCAGCCUUAGAGCUAAACUGAUCCAGCAUUUUUAAAGUGCAAUACUCAACAUAUGCCCAUCAACAGUGAUAUUGAUGCAUCAUUUGACGUUGUGUUUUCAUUCAAAAUGAGGACAUCCAACCAGGAACCACAAUAUCUGAAAUAUGCAGACUAGACCAGGCUCGACUGAACUUAUUUCGGAAUAAUAAAGGUAUGGGCAGACAAUUUAGGAAACCAACUAGCAUAAGCUAGAUUUUGAAGAGCAUCUAACUGAAAAGUCCCACCCCUUCCUUCAGGCAGCCCUCAAAAGCCUCUCCCUCAAAAACACGUGACAAGCUUGCUAGCUUUAGCA